This is a messenger RNA of Cloeon dipterum, 1993 nucleotides long. RefSeq names its product calcitonin gene-related peptide type 1 receptor-like. Gene Ontology annotation, molecular function: G protein-coupled peptide receptor activity. NCBI's taxonomy places the organism in Eukaryota, Metazoa, Arthropoda, Insecta, Ephemeroptera, Baetidae. The record is from RefSeq and is a predicted model, not a curated record. Gene Ontology annotation, cellular component: plasma membrane. The transcript has 10 exons. Gene Ontology annotation, biological process: adenylate cyclase-modulating G protein-coupled receptor signaling pathway; cell surface receptor signaling pathway. The coding region runs from base 61 to 1734 and encodes 557 amino acids.
CUGGCAGGCAGGGUAGAGACACUCUGUGGCCGCGCGCCGUCCGCUCCGCAACGCCCGCUGAUGCCUCCGCCCGUCGCCGGACUCUUGCUUGCAGCUCUGAUUGUUCUCGGCAGCGUUCUGCACUGCUCCGCCUCGGCGAACAACGCCAGCUCAUCCACGCAGAAUGUGCAGAACAAGCGAGAAAGGCUGUGCAGGACGAGGGACGCGACUCUGCCGCCCCACUUGUUCGCCCAGCACACCUGCGCCCUGUGCUACACGUUCAUGAUGCCGGCGGCGUUCACCCACAAGGCCAGGCCGCGAGGGUUGCACCUCAACGGAGUACUAAAACUCCUGCCCAUGGGCGCCAAUGAGACCGUUUUUGCAGACGCCGGAGAUGCGAACAACCCCCUUUUGUCAACCUUCAGCAGCGACUUGGCGAAGAAAAAGUGGCUCGAGUGCUGCGACAACGCGCGUCUCUGCUGCGACGAAAUGCUGGCGAACACCAACGAGACCCCAAGUCAAGGCUGGUGCCCAAGGACGUGGGAUGGGUGGCUGUGCUGGGGCGAUUCCCCGCCGUUGAAAGAGCAGUUCGCCUCGUGCCCCACAUUCAUCGCGCUCACCUCGGAGCCACCCUCCUGCAUGCAAGCAAGCAAAAUUUGUUUGGAAGACGGGACUUGGUAUCGGCUGGACGCCGGCGACGGAAAUGUUGAGUGGACAAACUACUCGACCUGCAGCACCGUCCAAGGCCACCAAAAUAGGGCCUACAUAAGCGUUUCCUCUUUUGGGGUCAGCGUCAUUGCCCUGGUUCCUGCUCUCAUCAUCUUCUCCAUUUACAGGCAGCUACGAGUGCCGAGGGUGGUUCUGCAUCGGCACCUUUUCACCUCGCUGCUGCUGAACUCCAUUGCGGUAAUUGUGUUCAAAGGGAGCUUCCUCAUCCCGGCAACGACGCAGGGUUCUCUUAUUUCAAAGGAUGGCCUCUUCUGUAAAGUGCUUAUUCUGGUAACGAAAUACUUCAGGGUCUCCAACUACAUGUGGAUGUUCUGCGAGGGUUUCUACCUUCACCGCCUGAUUGCGGCCGCUUUCGUCGAGGAGACCAGCCUCUUGAUUUUCUACCUAAUUGGCUGGGGCCUGCCAGUGGUGGUGGUGGCCACGUACUUCGGCGCCAUCAUCCUGCACGAGCCGUCGCUGGACGUGAGCGAGUGCUGGUCCUUCCCCGACUACGACUGGGUGCUCUACGCGCCCUGCCUGCUCUCGUUGGCCAUCAAUUUCCUCUUCUUAGUCGACAUCAUCCGCGUCCUGUGGCUCAAACUGCGCGCACGUCACGCGCAAGAACCGUCGCAAUACAGGAAAGCAGUGAGGGCGACUUUGGUGCUGAUUCCCCUGUUUGGACUUCACCUGUGCUUCACCAUGUACAGACCGGCGAGUGGCUCUUGCAUCGGACUAUUCCUCAGAAUCUACAAUGUGGCUGAUUACGUGCUCGACGGCCUGCAAGGGUGCUUUGUGUCCCUCAGCUUUUGCUACUUCAGUGGCGAGGUGCAAUACUUGAUCAAGCGGUCCUACCAGAGAUUCGUGCAGAGACACAGGCCGAACCUGGGGGCCGCCUCGUGGGUCUCGGCGGACGCGAACCACCACAACAACGCCAACUCGCAGACCACCAUGUCCCUGGCCGAGCCCGUGUCUGCCAACAGAAGGGCCACCAGGCUCUCAGCGUCCGUCGUCGUCGAAAGGAACCCCAAAAAUGACACCUUGUUCUGAGCUGACUGAUUGUGUAAAAAAAGACUGAUCCGAUCCUGUACGCAAAGAUAUACCAAAGAAUUUUAUCAUGGUUGUGUGUAACUGUUUGAAGAGAACCAAAAUGCAUUUGAAAAUACAUUAUUUAUGAGGAAUUUAGUAUUAAAUAAAUGUAAAAAUAUGUGUUGAUGUUGAGAUAACAUAUUGUUAAUGAGUUGUUUUAGAUGGUAGAUGUUGUAGUUUGCAAAAGAAUAUAUAUGUUAGAUGUAAAAACAAUUACAAG